Molecule: messenger RNA, 1851 nt
Organism: Vicia faba (fava bean)
Lineage: Eukaryota; Viridiplantae; Streptophyta; Magnoliopsida; Fabales; Fabaceae
Source: the annotation of a GenBank genome assembly
AUGGAGGAAGCUUCAUCAAUAGCACCGCCACCACCAAAACCAUCAUGCUGGAGUAGCAUAGUGAAGAAGGAGGCGCCACCUCCUCAACAACCGCCGCCACUUUUAGAUACUCAACAAGUUUUGGAAGAUGCACGUAACAGUCAUGGGAUUUCUGUUGCCAUUGUUGACGCUAAUGCUGUUAUUGCAGGAGGGGACAAUCUUCUUGCUAUUUCUGAUAAGUUUGUGUCUGUCCCGGAGGUUUUGGAGGAAAUCCGUGAUCCUGUUUCUCGGCACAAGCUUUCUUUUCUUCCGUUUACUAUCCAAACCAUGGAACCUACCCCUGAAUCAAUUAACAAAGUUGUCAAAUUUGCUAGGGUUACUGGUGAUCUACAGACUCUUUCAGAUGUUGAUAUUAAACUCAUGGCUCUAACUUAUACUUUGGAGGCUCAAAUUCACGGAACAAAACAUCUCAGAGACAGCCCGCCUCCGGUGCAAACCUUAAAUGUUAAGAGAUUGCCUGAGAAGGACUUGCCGGGAUGGGGUUCGAAUGUUUCCAAUUUGGAAGAAUGGGAAGCAUUGGAUCGCGAAGAGGAUAAUGCAAAUUCAAAUUCGAGAAUCCUUCCUCUGCAGGACUUGAGUUUGACCAUUGUUCCUCAAGAUGAUCUCUCUGUAGAUGGUUCAGUAGAGCAUACGAGUGAAACUACUUUGGAAAUUCUAGACGGUAGUGAACAUGGUGGUUCAAUGAGGCGUAAGAAUUAUCUGCCGAAGAAAAAUGUCAUAAACAUUGAAGGGAAGACAGUGGCUGAUGGUGUUGAUGCAUCUCAAGGACAAGUUGAUGACAAUGAAGGUGAUUGGAUGCCUGCUGUUAGUCGUAGUACUCACAGGAGAUUUCUAAGAAGAAAAGCUAGACGGGAGUACUAUGAUGCAUUAUCCAGUAAUCAAGAUCAACAAGAUAUGGAAGAAAACAUCGAUGGAAGUGUUUGUGAAGAUGACAAGGCUUCAAACCGGGAUGUUCACCAAGGCCAUGAUGAGAACCAUAUUGAAAAUGUUGUUUCCAAGGAUGAUAAGAUAGCAGCAGAGAACAAUGACGGUGAAGCUCUCUCUGCAACUCUGAAGCAAAUGACAUUGGAAAAAAGUUCACUUGAAGUUAAUGAAGAACACAAACCAAGUUUGUCUCCUGAAGAGCCGCAGUCACACAAUGAUAUGGAAAGUGCAUCAGAUGUCAGUGCAUUUCACUCUGAGAUUGCAAGCCAGACAAGUGAAGCUGCUGAUGUUUCAUAUGCAGAUGAUGAUGUCAGUGAGCAAAGUUGGAUGCUUAGAUCUUUGUCUGAAUCAUCUGUGGCCUGCAUAACUGGUGACUUUGCAAUGCAAAAUGUUCUUCUCCAAAUGGGUUUGCGCUUGCUGGCACCUGGAGGAUCACAGAUACACCAGCUGCACAGAUGGAUACUUAAGUGUCAUGCCUGCUUCACUGUUACUGCUGAAAUUGGGAGGAUUUUCUGUCCAAAAUGUGGAAAUGGUGGCACCUUAAGGAAGGUAGCUGUCACUGUUAAUGAAAAUGGCAUAAUGUUGGCAGCCCGUCGACCCCGAGUUACAUUACGUGGCACAAAGUUCUCAUUGCCUUUACCCCAAGGCGGAAGGAAUGCAGUCACAAAAAACGUUAUUCUCCGUGAAGAUCAACUGCCUCAACGAGUACUUCAUCCUAAAACAAAGAAGAAAGCCAACAAGGAUGAUGAGUUCUUUGGGCCAGACGAUGUCUUCAGCCACCACAAUUCUAAGGGAUCUCCGUUCCUGCCUCCCGUAAGGAAAGCACUAGCAGUUUACAGUGGAAAGAGAAAUCCAAAUGACAAUCACUACUCUUCAAAGCGGAAGUAG